AUGCAUGUCUCGAUCCUCUCUCCUCUGGAUAUUCUAAAGAAUGUGUUCAUGAACCCUUUGUUUGUAGAGACAAAGACUGUAAGGAUGCACCUUCUUCAUACAAUGAGGAUCUUUUUUGCUAUGAAAUAUCCCCACAUUGUGUAACUUCAGGAAAAGGUUGUACUUUAUAAAGAAUAUUCUUGUGAGGAUCUCUUAACCAAAACUAAGUGUACUCAAGAUUACUAAGGAAAAUCAUGUCUUUGGAUGAAUCUCACCCAAACCUGUGUCACUUUUUCGUAGUGUUCUGAUGUAAAAAAGACUACUCUAUCAGAAUGUCAACAAUAUUCUGAAUAGUGUACUAGCAAUGGGAUUAAUUGUAUCUCAUAUUAAAAAUGCUCUGAAUAUACAAAUUCCACAAGUUGUAAAAAGGGCACAGAUGGUGAAUGUGGAUGGGUCAUUGAAUAACUUAAUUAAGAACCAAAAUGCUAGAUCUUCCAAAAUGUAGCACCAAAGAGAACUGUUAAUAAUACUCGGAUACCUGUACUUCUGACGGUUAAAAUUGCAUUGAAAUAGGUAAUUGUCAAUCAUAUAAGACUAAAUAUGGUUGGCAAUUCAUCAGGAAUAGAUGGCCCUUGCUUUUGGAAUGAAUCUUAAUCCCCUCCUGUUUGUAGACUAUAGUAAUGCGUUGAUAUUCCUCUAGUCCCCUACAUGACUUAUCAAUAUUGUUCCACAUUCAACCCAAAGUUAAAUUGCACUACGAAUACAAUCUAUUGUGUUGAUAAAAAGCUCUGCUCUUCAUAUUCUGAAUAAGAAUGCUAUGAAGGUACUGAUGGUCCUUGUGUAUUUGCCAUCCCCUUAAAGCAAUCCUCAGGUACCAAAUAGUGUCGAGCCAAAGAUUGCACAGAUUACAUCGAGACAACAACUGAAGCCUGCUCUAAAUUAUAAAUCUGGCUGCAUUUCUAAAUGGUUUCAGUUGUCUUAAUAAACUUAAUUGUUCUGAAUAUACUACUGAAACCUCUUGUGAUUCUGAUGGAAUCGAUGGAAUAUGCGUUUUCGAGGGAUAGAAAUGUUCGAAAAUGA
Paramecium tetraurelia is the source of this 1059-nucleotide messenger RNA. RefSeq lists its product as uncharacterized. The transcript has 2 exons. Lineage: Eukaryota; Ciliophora; Oligohymenophorea; Peniculida; Parameciidae. The record is from RefSeq and is a predicted model, not a curated record.